GCGCAUUAGGUGCAAACCCUGUCUGAGCCUCUCCAUCCACGACCUCCGCAAGCUUCUCCGUCGGUUCAACGUCCAGAACUGAUUUGCGGGGUUUGCUACACAUUCCUAGCCCCUACUCGCGUUUAUCCCGUUCUCAUAAACCGGAACAGCAAUCUGCCUCAAACACAAAUCCUCACCAGAAUACUUCCCCGGCGGUAGCCAUCUCACAGAUCUCUCCCAGACUUGCAUCCGACCUUGCAUGCAAAUCGCAGCCUGUCAGCCAUAGCCUAUCACCUAUUCACACAAAAUGGGCCUUAAAAGAAGGAGUGCAUCGCAACACACGAGCCCCACGAAACUCCCUCGACAGACCAGGCGUUCAUCCGAAUCGAGCAAUGCCGUCGAGCCAAAGCCCCCGAGAGUGCCGCUAACGGUGCGGGAAACGGCACAGAUGUUGCGGAAGAUCCCGCAAAUGUCACUCGAGGACAUUGAAGGCUUGGAAAAGGACCUCUCAGCCGAAUACAGACGUUUGUCGACAGAGUUUGCGCGCUCGCGGUUGCCUCGGAUCAAUGAGUUGAUCAAGCUCAUCGACGAGUCUUUGAAUGUUUCCGAGCUCAACCACCGGUACUACACGGACUAUGUGAGUUUUACGGUGGGCGAAUUCGACAAGCACAACGCCCAGUUCUACAAAAAAUGCGCCUCUACCGCACCGGAAGUGAGCCCCACAAAGCGCCGCGCCCCAGUCGCUAGAACGGCCUCCGUCUCCUUGGAAAAACUAUUGAAGGCAGAGCCCACCAUCCCACAUCCCACCGAGUUCAAGUUUUUCCCACAGGCCUGGAAGCAGAUCGAACAGCCGUACCAGCGCGAGUUCAAACGCCUCUUGACGUCGCACAAGUACGCCACAACGCUCAUUGCGCAGAAUGCGGAAACCAGCCGAAUCCUCAUCUGGAAGCAAUACUUCGACUCCAGGCAGAAGGAAAAGGAAGCACUAAUCGCCAGAACCAAUAAAGAGUUGUAUGAAUUGGAGAAGGAGUAUCGCGGCGUUAAUAACCAUACGAUUGACUACCAUGACGACGCGGUGUACAUCAGAUCGUUGCGCAAGCCCACCGACAAGAAAGCAAACAAGGCGGGCAAGUUGGAGAUUAAAAAGCGCGUGAUUGCAAACUAUGCCCGGGACGAGAGGAAGCUCGCAGAGAUGGAUUACAGUAAGAUGUCUUCGAUUACUGCCUUACAGACCAGCGAGGUGCUAAAUGAUCUCUACAUGAUCAAGGAACGCCGGAAGAACCCAGCAGACUUUUACGAAUACGCCUAUGAAACGUCAAAGUUCCGCGAAGUCAUUCCUCUUCCGGCCAACCAGGUUGGUAACGAGCACAACGAGGAGGAGAGCGAGCCAGAGACCGCUGAAGUGGCUGCUAUCAACUCCGAGUACCCGCCUCUGUUUGAGCCACCCUUUCCGUAUAUGAUGCAUCCUUUCUUCCCGUCUCAGUACGGCGAAAUGCCUCCACCCUUACCCUACCCCCACGGCGAAGCCCAGCCGUUUAUGCAUCCGUUCCAGGGGUUUCCCCCGCCUCCAAUGGGAUUCCCAGAGGAUGGCAUGCGUCCACCGGCUAUGGGGUAUCCGCCAAUGCCCUACUUUUACCCACCGGGAAUGCCGUUUCGUCCGUCUGCCGACUCUUCCCGGUCGCUGUCACCUGUGGAUUCUGUUCCGGACCAACCUACCAAGGAGCCAACGGGAGAGCUCCAGCCAAGCAGCGUCCCGAUCAAAGAGGAACAGCCGCAGGAAGUUAUCCAUCUUCCUGAGUUGCAACUUCCUGGGCGUCUUCCUGGGCAUCUUCCUGGGCGUCUUCCUGACCAUCUUUAUGAACGACCCGACCCUUUCCAUACUCACCAUCCUGACUCCCUUCCUAGAUUGCAUCUUCCCGGUGCGAGCCCCUAUCUGGAAGCUCUCCAGUCUGAAGUGGUCCAACCCGCAUCCAAUAUGCUGCGGGAGAUGCCCAUGGAAGUUGUGCACCUUCCUGCAAUUACAAACGUGCUUCUGGGGAUGAGCACUGUGAAGCCGCGCUCUAGACCAGCCUCGCCCUUACUGAUUAACCGUGUAUUGAAUGCCGAAGAGCCGGUGCAUGUGGCGUUGCCGGAAGUGAAGAAAAUCCUGGUCAUUGAGAUUUCCAAUCCAUAAAGAAUGAGGAAAUGUCUAACUCAUAGACAAGAAUGAGGAUAUGUCUAAACGAUAUUUUGUCAAUGAGAUGGUAUCAAUAUAUCACGGAUGAAUGUAAGGAUAAGUCAAGGAC
Messenger RNA from Babjeviella inositovora NRRL Y-12698, 2264 nucleotides. RefSeq lists its product as uncharacterized. NCBI's taxonomy places the organism in Eukaryota, Fungi, Ascomycota, Pichiomycetes, Serinales. The transcript has 2 exons. Bases 287 to 2152 code for a protein of 621 amino acids. The record is from RefSeq and is a predicted model, not a curated record.